CUUUCGCGAUCUUGAGAUCUGGAUUGCAGUGGAAUUCCCCCUGGCCCUACGCAGCGGGUGGUUGUUAAUUGGAGGCAAAAGAAGUGGCCCAAUGUCGCUCUUGCACUCCUGGGGUCCGUCCUCAAACCCUUUUGUUGAGGCAAUUACGCCAGAGCUCUACAACCGAUUAGCCAGUGUUUUGUGGGCCACCUUCAUCGUCGUUUACACCCUCCUAUAUACUUGGUCGCUUUCCCUCGGUGACUUUGUGGGAUUUGGUUGGCUCCGCAAGCUCUUCCAACCCACUACCUGGUUUUUCAGCUUUGUCGCAAGUUUACUCAUUGGGGUCCUAGUCUGGAGGAGAGUCCAAAACCUGCAAGUUCGUCGCCGUGUACAGCGGACGAGAUUCCUUGCUCUGCUAGACUUCUUGAAUGGACAGUUACUGGCUUCUGCCCUCUGGCAUUCUGCGUCUAGUGUAAUAUUAGGAUAUUUCUACUUGCGACAAAAGCAAAGUAGAGUGAAAAGUGAUUGGUUUCUAUAUCCAGAAGGAAAAUAUGGUGCACCGGAACUCAAUGAGAACCUGGUCUUUAUUGCUGGAUACUGUCUCUUUGUCGCUCUAGCUUACGCUGGGUAUCGUCGAUACGCUGAACGCGAUCAGCUGGCUUUCCCACCAAUUCAGCGUGGACUGCAUUGGCGUAUAAGAGCUCGGUUACCUGUCAGUUUAUCGACGGCGGUGUCACUUGGAACCAUAUUUCUCGCGGUGUACAACUCAUUGUAUCUAAUUUGUGGGUUCUCACUGUACAAAAUUGCGGCAGCAAGCAUUGUUCGUAUCGGUAAUUUUGCGGCGACUUUCGGAAACAAAUCUGCUCCCAUUGGGCUUAUCAUCCAUGAAGGCUCCUGGCUACGCUGGAUUGGCUUGAGGUCGCUUUUGCACAGCUACUUGACAGGAAUGCUACUCCUUGCGAUCUGGGAAGCUGUCGACCACAUUUUCGAAGUCUUCUUUACUGCUCCAAUUAGAAAAGAUAUUCCUCGUUCCACAGUUCUAACAGGUCUGAACUUGCCGACUGGCCAAUAUGCACAGUAUCUAGCGUGGUUGACCCUGAAAGGCCAAUUGGAAUGUCGCGGUCAAUCUAGGCAGAGUAUUUUUACCGUUCGCAAUGACGAACCUUCACCUUUGAAAGCGGUGCUCGCUUCAUCAAUGUCUAUCGUGGACCGUCUGAGUGAAUCGUUAGAAGUCGAACAGAAAAAAAGCAAAGACCGCCGGGAACAGGAGGACGCAAAGCGAAUUAAACCAAUUGCCGCUGCCUCGGGGAUAACGGGUUCAAGCGUUUUUUCUCCUCAGAAACGUAAACAGGCCAUCCUGGAUGUGGUUAGCGAUAAAGUCAAAGAAUUUGUGUUCCAGCCAGGGAGCCCUGCUCGAAGUCCGAAAGUCCCGCCAGAGCCACCCAAAGUAUUACAGGACAGAUGGCCACAAGAGCAGCAUAGGGAGUACCCCGCCUUGCUUCGACCCCCACGGCAACACUUAGACGCUCAACAAACAGCUGGAUCAACGGCACAGUCACAGUCAAUACCUGUAUCAUUAAAAGACAGGCGCGCAACCGGACAGGAGGUUUUGGCAAACUUGCAGCAAUGGAUUGCACGGUGGAAAUGGGGAAAAUGGCUUGUGGCGGAAACAUUGGAUCGACAAACAAAGGAUUUGUUUGCCGACUUUCAGGUGCAAGUUUGGGCUAUUCAAGUUCUUAUUAGCAUCGUCGUUGCUUCUCCAACGGAGGACCGAUUUGGAAUUGUCAGUGACGAGCUUGACACUAUCCUUGAAUGUCUACUUCGGUGUCAGCUGGGUUUGGAAACACGAUUGGCGGACCCGCCUGUAAAACCAGAUGAGGAUCCAUGGAUCCGAAAUCAACUGGGUGAUAACCAGUUGCUAUUCAGGGAGCCAUAUGCUCUCUUACAAGUAAUGCAAAAUUCUUUGUAUCGGGUGGUUACUGCGUGGUACGAAACAUUGGGGCAGAGGAAGUUGCAACCCCGAUACGCCAGGAAGUUCCAAAGAUAUCUGGACUUCAGGGAAUGAGGCACGUCGGUGAUAUCGGCAAAAGGGAAACGGGAGCUGUGGCAUAUCAAAUGAGAAGGGGCGCAUGCGUAGAAACAAUAACCUCUGGUUUGCAAAUAUGUACACAAGAUUAUGGCGCAGAGUAUCAUUAAAUACCUAUAGAGGUUUAAAAACCUAUAGAGCGCUUCAAAUCCAGUUCCACUUCGU
Spizellomyces punctatus DAOM BR117 is the source of this 2230-nucleotide messenger RNA. RefSeq lists its product as uncharacterized. NCBI's taxonomy places the organism in Eukaryota, Fungi, Chytridiomycota, Chytridiomycetes, Spizellomycetales, Spizellomycetaceae. Gene Ontology annotation, molecular function: protein-macromolecule adaptor activity. The transcript is spliced from 11 exons. Gene Ontology annotation, cellular component: nuclear pore transmembrane ring; spindle pole body. Gene Ontology annotation, biological process: nuclear pore organization. Bases 92 to 2044 code for a protein of 650 amino acids. The record is from RefSeq and is a predicted model, not a curated record.